AUGUUAAUGGACAUGUUUAUUUGUUGUAUAGUGUCAAAGUUGGAUAAUGAGCAACCACCAUUAAGGGAAGCGCCGCCUGUGGCGGUGGUGAUGGAGUCAAGUACUCAUUCAACACAACGGUCGAUCGAGACAUUGAUUGUGGUUUUAGCUGUGAUCACAAUCGCCGGCGUCAUUGCAGGAAUCUUUGCUCGAGUUUGUGGUGGACGUCAGUUUAGGGGAAGUGGUGAAGAUGACAUGGAAGGGUGUGUGGAGAGGAGGUGUAAGAGUUGCAUUGAUGGUGGAGUUCCACCUCCACCGGAAAACAUAAAGGCUCCGGCCACAGAAGAAGCAAAGAAGUGA
Messenger RNA from Telopea speciosissima, 339 nucleotides. RefSeq lists its product as uncharacterized. The transcript has a single exon. The record is from RefSeq and is a predicted model, not a curated record. Bases 1 to 339 code for a protein of 112 amino acids. Lineage: Eukaryota; Viridiplantae; Streptophyta; Magnoliopsida; Proteales; Proteaceae.